CCCCCCAAUGCUCACUUUCGUUCGUUACUCCUCACUCCUUUUUAUUUUUAUUCUUUUUCCAUAUCUCUUUUGUUCUGUGCCUCAGAUCUUAACUCUCCUACACCACACCCAUGGCGGAAAAGGUGACCAUAAUGAGGCUCAAGGUUGAUCUUCAGUGCGACAAAUGCUACAAAAAGGUCAAGAAGAUUCUCUGCAAAUUCCCUCAAAUCCGAGACCAGGUGUACGACGAGAAGCACAACAUCGUGACCAUCACGGUGGUAUGCUGCAAUCCUGAGAAGAUCAGGGACAAACUUUGCUGCAAAGGUUGUGGUCUUAUCAAAAGCAUCGAAAUUGUGGAACCUCCCAAGCCAAAACCACCCGAAAAGCCCAAGGAACCACAGAAGCCUAAGGAGCCCGAAAAGCCGAAGGAGCCAGAGAAGCCCAAAGAGCCCGAAAAGCCCAAGGAACCAGAGAAGCCGAAAGAACCCGAAAAGCCCAAGGAACCAACGAAGCCGAAGGAGCCCGAAAAGCCGAAGGAGCCAGCGAAGCCGAAGGAGCCCGAGAAGCCGAAAGAAAAGCCCCCACCCCCGCCGCCACCGGAGCCGAAGCCUGAACCCCCUCCUCCAGUUCCGGUGUGUCCUCCACCUCCGGCGUGUCCGCCACCGCCAGUGGUUCCAAUUGGGGUGUGCUGUGUACCAUGCUAUGAAGGUCGGCCUGGUGGGCCAUGCUUUGAGGGGUAUGGUAGGCCUCCACCUUGUUAUGACGCGUAUUAUGGAAGGCCUGUUUAUGAUAGUUACGGUGGGGGCAGGCCUUGUUACGUGAGCCGUUGCGAUGAGUAUUUCUGUGAAGAUAACACCUCUUCUUGCACAAUUAUGUGAUCUCAUUCUGGAUCAUCCCUUUAUUAUUGUUCACUGCUGCACACUCCAAUUCAUCGAACCUGUCACUUCUCGCCAUGCAUGCAAGGGUCUCGUUAUUAUUGGGCCUUCUCUCACGCUCAUCAACCAUCCUAUUCCCAUGUCUUCAAUAAUUCCAGGAACCGUCUUUGUUGUUAAUUUGUUAGUACCUUACAGUGUUUCGUUAAUUGGGAGCAAUAUGUAUGAUAGGAGGGGCUAUAAAGAAUAAAGGUUAUACUAAUCGUGUAACUAAUAAUAAUAUAUACCAUCAUAUCUUACAUUUUGACAAGUUAGUAAAGUUUAUUUGCAUACAUAUUAGUUGCAAUUAAUGGAUCAUCUAACUAAUCUUUGUGCAGUGCAUUUGGUUCUAAGGAAGGGGGGAGAAGUGGAUUUGUUGGAUUUGCUGAAAAGGGCACUGCUUUGGUUGGACUUUAAAUGGUGGGCAGCUAAUCCCUAUCAAUGUGACACGUUGAAUUGCACUUUUUUUUAUUUUCCUCACAAAAUAAAACAACUUUCUAACCGCAAUCACCCCACCAAUUAAUAUUAGUUAAUUAGCUCAUGAGUCACGAUAAUGACCCUCAAUUUAUUGUUUCUACAAAGGUCCUAUUACCAUACUUAUUGAGUACAAAUUAACUUUGUACUUAAAAGACACUCAUUAUGCUCAUUUUCGUAUGAAACUACUUGAUUACACUAUAUUUUUUUUCUUAUUUUCUAAUAGACAAGUAAAAAUGACCUUGGUUAUCUAUAUUGUCUUAAUUUAGACAAAGUUGAAUAAACUUUGCCUGCCAAUGCUUUAGUCAUUGAUGGGUAACCUCAAUAGACAACGACAAGUUGACAACCAUCACCCUCUUCUUUCCUACCAACACCACCUUUCUUAGAUCCAUAUACACGGAAUCACACACAAUACGAGGGGAAUUAAUAAUAUACAAAAGGAACUUUCCACAAAAACUAACCUCCAUUUGAAAAGAAAGAUCCAUCGAAAAUAUUUACGAGUAAAGAGAUAAAACUGAGCAAAAUAAAGGAGUGUAAAAUGAACUCAUUCAUUAAUUUAUAUGGAUUUGAUUACUGUAGAACGUUAUAUCAUAGUCGAGAGUGAUCCAGCCGACAUUCACUUUAAUGCUGCCUCUUCAAACAAAGAAGAAGAAAAGUAAAAUUUGAAGAAAGGUUUUCUUAUGGCAGAAGUGAAAACUGAAAAGGACUUGACAAUCCCAAUCCAGAGAGAUAACAGUUGCUUUCAGGUGAAGAUAAUGUUUAGUUUAUGUUAUACAAUUUAUAGCAAAUCAUUAAAUUAUUGGCCACCAAAAUGCAUAUAAUUUCUUUUCCCUGUUCUUUCUUAAUUAGUGCCAACUAUAUAUAUAUUCGUAAAUCUCAUUGUGAACUGCGAACUCUCAGAUAACACCAAUACGUGUUGGUGUUCCUCGUAAAAAGAAAAAGGAAAUAAGUAACUUUUGUUCCAAACCGUACUCUCAAGAAGUGGAAGCCCUUUUUUCCCUUUCCUUUCUCUCUUUUUAGAACACUUGCAAAAGAUUCCAUUAAACAAAGCUUUUUUGGAUUCUUGGCUUUUGCCUAAAAGCAAAGCAGCAAAACCAUAAAAACUUUCAAAUAGGUACGGCUGAUCAUAUGCACCAUAAUUAUUAAUAUUUAACGAUAGUAAGGUUACAUAUUAUUAUGAUUUUAUUUAUAAAAGGGGGAAAAAUAAAGGCGUGAUUAAAAUGUUAUAGUUAACUACAAAUGACUUUAUCAACUAAAAUAAUUGAGACCUUUUAUUACCUUUUGAUUAUAAAAAUGUUAUUAACGGACAAAAAAUAUUAAAUCUUUAGAAAAAUUAUGCUAACGUUUACAUGAUAGUAUAUAUCAAUAUUUUAUAUCAACAAAAUAAUUUGUUAAUAUAAUAUAUUAUAUUGUUUGCAUAAAUUUACAAUGUCUACACCAAGAAUUUUGUUAGAUAAAAAUAAUUUUAAUUUUAAGAUUUAAAAAAAAAUAAAAUAAGAAUGAUGGGUUAAAUUGAGUUUUGGCUCCUUGAAUUUUUGCAUGUUUCAAAAACAAAACUAGUUAAGUAAUUGUCAGUUAAAUGUAACAAGUGAUUGACUUGAUGAAACUUAUACAAUUUAUGAAAUUUUAUUACUAAAAUACCAAAGCUACUUGAUGAAUACACCCUUAUGCAUUGGCAUA
Molecule: messenger RNA, 3044 nt
Organism: Abrus precatorius (Indian licorice)
Lineage: Eukaryota; Viridiplantae; Streptophyta; Magnoliopsida; Fabales; Fabaceae
Product: protein PYRICULARIA ORYZAE RESISTANCE 21
Exons: 3
Coding region: 111-857 (248 amino acids)
Molecular function (GO): metal ion binding
Source: RefSeq, a predicted model, not a curated record